This is a messenger RNA of Nicotiana attenuata, 1026 nucleotides long. RefSeq lists its product as uncharacterized. The coding region runs from base 1 to 1026 and encodes 341 amino acids. The record is from RefSeq and is a predicted model, not a curated record. NCBI's taxonomy places the organism in Eukaryota, Viridiplantae, Streptophyta, Magnoliopsida, Solanales, Solanaceae. The transcript has 2 exons.
AUGGGGGACUUCAAUAAUGUGUUGAAUACUGAUGAAAGAAUAGGCAGUAAAGUAAUAGUGGCUGAAACAAAGGAGUUCAAGCAAUGUGUAGAUACAUGUUGCCUUCAAGAACUUAAAUCUACUGGUGCAUUCUACACUUGGAACAAUAAACGGAGUGGAGAAGAUAGAGUAAUGAGUAGAAUUGAUAGAGUAUUGGUAAAUUUUGAUUGGAUGUCAAUGAUACCUACUUCAACAGUGCACUAUAUGACUGAGGGGUUGUAUGAUCAUAGCCCAGCUAUCAUUAGUUGGGAUAAUAGGAAGCAGAUGGUUAAUAGGCAUUUCAAAUACUUCAACAUGUGGAGCAUGGAUCCAGAUUUCAAAGGUAAAGUAGCAGAAAGCUGGAGUACUGGAAUUAAUGGGACAAAAAUGUAUCAAAUUGUAGGGAAGCUGAACAGAUUGAAGAGAGUACUAAAGCAACUAAAGAGAACAAAAUUCAGUAAUAUAGAAGGAAAAGCAGAACAAGCCAAGAAGGAUCUUGAGGAAUGUCAGCAGCACAUAUACAGGAGAUACAAGGAAGCAAGUGACCAGUUCCUGGGGCAGAAAAGUAAAGUACAAUGGCUGAAGCAAGGUGACAAAAAUAACAAGUACUUCCACAGCUACAUAAAGGCAAGAAUAAAUGCUAAUAAGAUACUACCUAUUAAGGAUUCUAAGGGCAACAAGGUAACAAAUGUAGAAGGGAUAACAGGUGCUUUUGUGGAAUUCUAUUCAAACUUGCUAGGAUCUACUACAGACAAAAGAGAUCAUGUUUGCAGUCCACUAGUAAGGGAAGGCAAGGUAGUAACAGAGGAGCAAAGACAAAUGCUGACAGAAGAUUUUACAGAAAAGGAAGUUAAACAAGCAUUGUGGCAAAUAGAUGGUGAGAAAGCUCCUGGACCAGAUGGGUGUGGGAGUAAAUUUUUUAAAGACAGCUGGGAAAUAACUGGUAAAGCUCUGAAGGAGGCAGCACUGGAAUUUUUUGAAUCAGGGAAAAUUGCUGAAAACAAUUAA